Molecule: messenger RNA, 2139 nt
Organism: Plasmodium gonderi
Lineage: Eukaryota; Apicomplexa; Aconoidasida; Haemosporida; Plasmodiidae
Exons: 1
Coding region: 1-2139 (712 amino acids)
Source: RefSeq, a predicted model, not a curated record
AUGCCAUACUUAGAGUCCACGUCACAGUUUACAGAUGAUCCCAGAGGAACCUUGCCAAGAGUCAGUGACUCCCAUGAUAAGGUGCAAAAAAAAAGUACUUUUACUCAUGAUGUGAAUAAUAUUGAUAAUAGUGGCAAGAGGGAGGACUACGGGAAUAGCCAAAUAUCUAACCGUGCUCGAUCAAAUAGCAACACCAGCAUCGUUGGUAAAGACAUCGAAAGUAAUCGGAAGAAGGAAAAACAGUUGAUGAAAAACAGCAAACAGGCAGAAAAUAUAAUAAACUGCAACGAUGAAGAAUUAAAAAAGAAUUUCAUUAGAGAAGAAGGAAAUAAUUCAAUUCCGCGAAUAGAAAGGUCUACUCAUAAAUAUUAUGAAAAAGAACGUGUUAAACAUCACAGAAAUUAUUAUAAUAUUAGGAAGAAUAGCAUUACAAGUAUUGUGAAUAAUGAAAAUACAUAUAAUAAUAAACAGGAGGAGGAAGGAAGAAAUGACGUAAAUGAAAACACCAUAAAAAUAGAAACAAAGAGCAGUGCCACAGAUAUUGAAACGGAAAAGGAAAGUAUAAUGCUUACAGCUUCCACUAAAGAUAUAACACAAGAUAAAAAAGAAAAUAAUCAAAUGGAUAACAGAGCUGAUAGAGAUGUAAGAAUUUAUCCGAAUAUAGGCAUAAGUGAGAUGAGGACUAUAACGGAUCACAAAUGUAAUGAUUACUCUAGGGAUAGUGGAAAUGGGGCGCAGGAUGGAGUCCAUAGACUCACACAUAAUGACGAGAUUAAUCACAAUCAGUACGGCAAUAAUAGAAUGGAUGAAAAUAAAGAAGAGGAAAAUAAUACACAAGAUGUGGACACAGAAAGUUGGAUAGAAAUUCAACAACCGUUCAAUUUGUGGGAUGUCUUAAAGAACAAUUUCAAAAAUGUGUUUUUGGUAAAAUCAGAGGAUAUGAAUCCCAAAGGAGAGGAGAAAGUGUCGAAAUGUGAAGAAAACACAAGUGAUCAGAUUAGAAAAAGGAACGAUGAAGAAGUGAUUCAAAUUGAUAAAGGAGAUGUAAUAGAGGUCGUAGUAAAGGUAUCAUCUCUGGGGGAGGACAAAGAUCAAGGAAAACAAUUUCCAUUAUCCCCAGAUGUGUAUGCCAAAUGCUUAAACUUUCUAAGCGUAGACAAAAUAUUAGAGUGUGAACUAAUAAAUAAACUAAGUAGCCAUGUGAUAAAUAACCGUGUAAACGUAUUUACAUAUGUUAAAAAAUUGACUCUAGAUGAGAAAUGGUCUCAUAUUCCAAUAUAUAAGAGACAAUAUUAUUUACAUCAAAUGAAAAAUGUAAAACAUCUGAAUACAUCUGAAAAAAUAUAUUCAGGAAAUGGAAUAUACAUACAUGAAGUAGCUGCAAUAAUAUUUCAAAAUGUAUCUAAUUUAAAAACAUUAGAAUUAUUAUCACCAGAAUAUUGUAUGAAUGAUAACACACCUAGACAUGAACCGUUUGCUUUAUGUCCAUCUGUUUUUUCAAAAUUAGAAAAGUUAACAAUUAUAGGUUGUCAAACAUUGGAAUGGUUACAUAUAUUUCGUAAUUGCUCAUUUCCUUUAUUAAAAAAAUUCGAAGUAUGCUAUUAUCCAAUACAUCAUGAUCACUGGGUUUGGAAAUUUGUUUUUGAUUUUACAAUUUUGGGAUUACAAGGAUUAUAUAAAAUGUUAUAUACAAUGGAAAAUCUUCAAAAAUUAAUAAUCGGAUUCGAUGUUUUAUUUGAUAACAUUGAUGGGUAUUUAUAUAACCCCAUAGAAAGUCAUAGGAAUGUUCUACAUGAAUUUAAUUUUGUUACGAAUAAUCAGAGAUAUACUAAUACUUUAUCUUCUCCACCAGCCAAUGGAAAUCCAUCAAGGAAAUUUAAAAGUUAUCGAGGAAAAUUAUGUGAAGAAGAUUUUAGUGAUAUUUUUACUAUUGCUUAUUAUAUAUCAGGCAAAUGUGGAAAGUUAAAAAGAAUUAUGAUUAAGUAUAGAGACUCUUAUGACAAAUACGAAGAUGAAUUGGACAAUGAUGAGACACUUAAUGAGUUUAUUUCGGAGGCUACAAAUACUGCAUCCAGCUACUAUAAUUACGUCCUUAAUUGGUUUAGGUCUACUGACGAGCUUAUGCCGUCGGAGGUUUAG